AUGGAGCUGCAUGCCGGCAACCGCGGGCGCCUCGUCGCUGCGCUCAGAGCCCAUCUCUCCGCCUCUGGCCGCCCUCUCCACGGCAUCGUCCUUCUCAAGGGCGGCGAGGAGCAGACUCUAUACUGCACCGACCGUGUCCCGCUCUUCAGGCAGGAGAGCUACUUCGCCUAUCUCUUCGGUGUGCGAGAGCCAGGGUUCUACGGUGCAGUCGACAUUGCAUCUGGACAAUCUAUGUUAUUUGCUCCAAGGUUGACACUUGACGACGCAGUUUGGAAUGGUGAAAAAGAUUUGUCUUUUUUCAAGGAUAGGUACAAGGUCGAUUAUGUCUUCUAUGUUGACGAGCUUGCACAGGUUCUCCUGUCUCAAUUUAGUGAGCAUGGAGAGCCCCUUCUCUUUCUCUUAUACGGAAAGAAUACUGACAGCGGAAAUUACUCAAAGCCUGCGAGUUUUGAGGGGAUAGAGAAGUUUGACACUGAUUUAAGCACGCUUCAUCCUAUCUUAACUGAAUGCCGUGUUAUAAAAUCUGACAUGGAGCUUGCCUUCAUUCAAUAUGCUAAUGAUGUCAGCUCCAAAGCACAUAUUGAGGUUAUGAGGCAGAUAAAACCAGGCAUGAAGGAAUCUCAGUUAGAAAGCAUCUUUAUUCAUCAUGCAUCUAUGCACGAAGGCUGUCGACAUUGCUCCUACACAUGUAUAUGUGCUACUGGACAGAACAGUUCUACUCUUCAUUAUGGACAUGCGGGAGCUCCAAAUGACCAGACGCUGAAUGAUGGAGACAUGGCUCUAAUGGACAUGGGCGCUGAAUACAAUUUCUAUGGUUCUGACAUCACAUGUUCAUACCCUAUAAAUGGAAAAUUCAAAAGAAACCAGACGAUUAUAUACAAUGCUGUCCUUAGGGCUCAUAAUGAUGUGAUAUCACAUAUGCAGCCUGGAGUAAAAUGGAUCGAUAUGCACAAGCUGGCAGAGCAAAGAAUACUUGAAUCUCUAAAGAAAGAAAACAUUAUCCAUGGUGAUAUUGGUGAUAUGAUGAAUCAAAGGUUGGGUGCUGUUUUCAUGCCUCAUGGUCUUGGGCACUUACUUGGAAUUGACACCCACGAUCCCGGAGGCUACCCCGAGGGCUUAGAGAGGCCAGAGGAGCCAGGAUUGAGAUCCUUGCGGACAAUAAGAGAACUUAAAGAAGGCAUGGUUAUUACGGUCGAGCCAGGCUGUUAUUUCAUUGGCGCUUUGCUGAGGCAUGCCAAGGAUGACCCGAGUUCCUCAAAGUUCUUCAACUGGGAAAAGAUAGAAAUGUACAAAAGCUUUGGCGGUAUUCGCAUUGAAAGUAAUCUGUAUGUGACGGCGCAAGGAUGCAAGAACCUGACAAACUGCCCCCGAGAGACUUGGGAAAUCGAAGCGGUAAUGGCUGGUGCCCCAUGGCCUUCACGCGGUGACUGUUCCAGUGCGACUACAACAGAGAAUGGCCUUCCCAAGGCCUAA
Molecule: messenger RNA, 1473 nt
Organism: Triticum turgidum subsp. durum (durum wheat)
Lineage: Eukaryota; Viridiplantae; Streptophyta; Magnoliopsida; Poales; Poaceae
Source: the annotation of a GenBank genome assembly